Molecule: messenger RNA, 1482 nt
Organism: Stylonychia lemnae
Lineage: Eukaryota; Ciliophora; Spirotrichea; Sporadotrichida; Oxytrichidae
Source: the annotation of a GenBank genome assembly
AUGAUACUUGAUAAAGAGAGCUAAAUCCACAUCGAACUCAUCGGUGAAUCCACAAAGCAACCAAAGUAAAUGAGAUAAAAGCUGCUUGCUUCCUCUGUUGUUGCUUUAGCCACUGUUUUCAUUGCUUUCUAGACAUUAGGUAACGGAUAAAGUGAUCAAGUACUCCAAAAUCCAACCAAUCUUGCUUUGAAAGAAAUCAAUCUUGGAGAGUGGAAAAAACUAAACUCAUUCGGUUUGCUUUCUGGACCAAUCAAGAGUGUUCAUGUCUCUCCAAAAGGAGAUAUCUACGUGCUAUAAGAUCAAUAAUUCCCAUCAUAUUAAAGAUCAGCAAACUUUAGAAGGUACAGCUUCAAGUACGAUUCCUUUGAGGGCAGUUUACAGAAGUUUGCUCCAGCAUUAGAUGCUAAAAUUAACGCAGCUGGAGAAUACUUCUUGCUCCUCGAGAAUGGGGAACUUAGAAAAUACAAAACGGCAAGCGAUUGGGAGCCAUAAUCCCUGAGUGGAAUCUCAGAAUUCGGAUUGUCAAAAUCAGGCAAGUUGCAUCUUGUAUUUAACGAUGCAUCUAAGGUUGGCUCAUCAAAUGCAUUUGUCAAUUCAGAGAUAGGACAGUACAAGGCUUACAGAUAGAAUCAAGCUACCAGCAUUGAGGUAGAUGGUGAGGAUCCUAUUUUGGUGCUCAAUGAUAGACUUGUUGGCCUCGACAAGAGCUGUGUUAGCCAAGUUACUGCAGGAUAUGAUGGAAGUAUAUGGGCUCUCUCUUGUGAUGCAUAUAAUGGUGCAUCAUAAGACAAAAACUUACUUAAGUGGGACAAGAAGUCCACUUAGUGGUCAAAGGUUAACGGAGCAUUCGGAAGCAAAGUUGCUGCUCUGAAUGAGAAAUCUGUUGUGUUGGUAAGAGAAGACAACUCUGUUUUUAUCAUGAAAAAUGGAUUCACACAGACUGCUGCAAAGCCAGUCACCUCACUAAUUAAGACUGGAAUGUUCUCUGGAAGUGGAAUUCUUUCAGAUGCAAGCUUAAUUAAAUUUGGUUUGGAGGAGGAACACUUCACUUAGACCAGACUUUGCUACAGAGCUUCCUAAGAUGGAUUCAAUGGUGAUCUCUUUGUGAACUAAUGCCGUGACAAGGGUCCAUCAGUAACCAUUGUAAAGACUAAAAAGGGAAAGAUAUUCGGUGGAUAUAAUCCAUUAUCAUGGUCAUAAGUUGCUGCUGAUGAACCUACUCCAAAUGCAUUCAUAUUCUUUUAAAACAGAAAUCUUAUUGUUCAUCCUAAAAAGCCCAACCAAUGUGCUGUUGAAAAUACUAAUGCAGGACCUAAAUUUGGACCAGAUCUAUUCGUUGAUCUUAGCUAUCCUAACUCUCAAGCAUCACGAUUUGGUUUCAUAUUUGAUGGAAUUAAUUACUUGUCAGUAGAUGCUACAAAAUUCCUAGCAGAUGAAGUGGAUUAUCAAUUGGCAGAUGUGGAGAUCUACCUACUUUCUUGA